This is a messenger RNA of Xenia sp. Carnegie-2017, 743 nucleotides long. RefSeq lists its product as uncharacterized. Lineage: Eukaryota; Metazoa; Cnidaria; Anthozoa; Malacalcyonacea; Xeniidae. Bases 162 to 488 code for a protein of 108 amino acids. The transcript is spliced from 3 exons. The record is from RefSeq and is a predicted model, not a curated record.
GCUCGAAGUCCACGUAUAAGUUGCAGUAUUUCAUUGUAAAGCGUUUACAAUGAAACAAAAUCCAUACUUUUCUACUGAGAUUGUCACAAAGAUCAAGAUCCAGCUGAUGUCAACAUAUAGUUCUUAAAACGUGCAAUCCUGCGAUUUAAAAGUGGUAAAACAUGAAUGAAAGUAAUAUACUCACGCUGACAAUUAUCUCACUUUGUGUUCUCAUUGUUUUCAUUGUGGCUGUAACAUUAAUCAUUCAUAAAUUGAGAAGAAGAUGCCAAAAGUCACAUGAGAAAUAUGGUGAAGCGUACGUAAACCAAACCAACACAGAAGAAGAAUGUGCAACACCGACAGAAACUGAGAAAGGAAUGACUAAUGUCGCUUUAGAUGAUGAUGGUUUGGUAUUGGAAACGAAACUGAGGACAACAGAAUAUGCGAAUUUGAACAUUAAUGUAAAGGAUGAAGUCAUAAAAAUUGAGGGCAUCUCGGACGGUGCCUGAUGCUACUAAUUUGCACAAUUUUUUCAUUUGCCACCGUAAAAGAUUAAAAGUAAUGCUGAAAAACAGUCAGCAAGCAAAUAACCAUUGUUCUGUUUUUAAACAUCUUAUUAUCAUGAAAUAAGAUAAUUCUGUAUGAGUUAAUGUCAUUAUAAGCUUUAAACAUACUAGUUAAAGUCAAAUGUAUCUGUAUAAGUUAAUGUUUUCUUAAGCUUUACAUGUACCAGUUAAAGUCAAAAUAUAUUUUAAUGAGUUAAA